CUUCAUAUCAUAAUUGGGUAUUCACAGAAUUGAGAACUUGUGCUCAUGAUUAAAAUCUGCAUUUAGCUCUUAGUUAUUGAAUCAUUAACAUGUAGAGACAGAAGGAUGGUGCUUGGGUUUUUGCUGUUGGAUGCUGAUAACUCUCAGCCUGUGCAGUUUUCCAGGUAAUGUGAAUGUGGAGAAAUUGAGGUGACUCAGACAUGGAGGACAGAAGACCUCAUCUGGAGGCCAGGCCCAGGAAUCCCCAUACCAACCCCAGAGGGCCUAUGGAUGGAGAAUUACCACCAAGAGCUAGAAAUCAGGCCAAUAACCCACCAGCCAAUGCUCUCAGAGGAGGAGCCAACCAGUCCAGAAGGCAUCCCAGGGCCAACAGUCAUCCUGUUCCUUACCAGCAAAGGGAAGAGAGAUUUCGGGCCAUGGGCAGGAACCCACAUCAGGGAAGGAGGAACCAGGAGGGGCAUGCCAGUGACGAAGCUAGAGGCCAAAGACAUGGUCAGGAGAAUGACACCAGGCAGAGAAAUGGCAACCAGGAGGGUAAGAACCACGGACCACCAUGGUCCAGUGAAAACUUCCAGCAGUGGCGGACCCCCCACCAGAAGCCUGCAGAACAGCCACAGCAGGUGAAGAAACUGGGCUACAAAUUCCUAGAAAGUCUUUUGCAGAAAGACCCCUCAGAGGUGGUCAUCACACUUGCCACAAGUUUAGGGCUAAAGGAGCUCCUGUCUCAUUCCUCCAUGAAAUCCAACUUCCUUGAGCUUAUCUGCCAGGUUCUUCGGAAGGCUUGCAGUUCCAAAAUGGACCGCCAGAGCAUUCUCUAUGUUCUGGGCGUAUUGAAGAAUUCCAAAUUCCUCAAAGUCUGUCUGCCUACUUAUGUGGUAGGAAUGAUCACUGAACCUGUCCCUGACAUUCGAAACCAGUAUCCAAAACAUAUAAGCAACAUCAUCUCCCUCAUCCAGGACCUGGUAAGCGUCUUCCCCGCCAGCUCCGUGCAGGAAACAUCCAUGCUUAUUUCCCUCCUGCCAGCUUCUCUUAAUGCUUUGAGAGCCUCUGGUGUUGACAUAGAAGAGGAGACAGAAAAGAACCUGGAAAAGGUGCAGACCAUCAUUGAACAUCUGCAGGAAAAGAGGCGAGAGGGCACUUUGAGAGUGGAUACCUAUACUCUAGUGAAGCCUCAGGCAGAUCAUGUUGAGAGCUACCGGACUGUGCCCAUUUACCCUACCUACAAUGAAGUGCACUUGGAUGAAAGGCCCUUCCUUCGCCCCAACAUCAUUUCUGGAAAAUAUGACAGCACUGCUGUCUAUUUGGAUACCCACUUCCGACUCUUAAGAGAAGAUUUUGUCAGACCCCUACGGGAAGGCAUUUUGGAACUUCUCCAAAACUUUGAAGACCAGUGCCUGAGGAAGAGAAAGUUUGAUGACAUCCGAAUCUACUUUGAUACCAGGAUUAUCACCCCUUUGUGUUCAUCAUCAGGCAUUGUCUACAAGGUACAGUUUGACACAAAACCACUGAAGUUUGUUCGCUGGCAGAAUUCCAAGCGAUUACUCUAUGGAUCCUUGGUAUGCAUGUCCAAGGACAACUUUGAGACAUUUCUUUUUGCCACUGUUUCUAACCGGGAACAAGAAGAUCUCUGCCAAGGAAUUGUCCAGCUUUCCUUCAAUGAACAAAGCCAACAGCUUUUAGCAGAUGUCCAGCCCUCUGACUCUUUCCUCAUGGUGGAGACAACUGCAUACUUUGAGGCCUAUAGGCACGUCCUGGAAGGACUCCAGGAGGUCCAGGAGGAAGAUGUCCCCUUCCAGAGGAACAUCGUGGAGUGCAACUCAGAUGUGAAGGAGCCAAGGUACUUGCUAAUGGGAGGUAGAUAUGAUUUCACCUCCUUAAUAGAGAAUCCCUCAGCCACUGGGGAAUCUCUGAGGAAUGCCGAGGGCUUCAGAUACUCCAGAGUUAAUGUCUUAGACCCUAACCAGUGGCCCUCAAAAGAAGCCCUGAACCUGGAUGACUCCCAGAUGGAAGCCUUGCAAUUCGCACUCACAAGUGAACUGGCUAUUAUUCAAGGACCUCCUGGAACAGGCAAAACCUAUGUUGGUCUAAAAAUUGUUCAGGCCCUUCUAACCAAUGAGUCCGUUUGGCAAAUUAGCCUCCAGAAGUUCCCCAUCUUGGUUGUGUGUUAUACAAAUCACGCUUUGGACCAGUUUCUGGAAGGCAUCUACAAAUGUCAGAAGACCAGCAUCGUGCGGGUGGGUGGAAGGAGCAACAGUGAAAUCCUGAAGCAGUUCACUCUGAGGGAGCUGAGGAACAAGCGGGAAUUCCGCCGCAACCUGCCCAUGCACCUCCGAAGGGCGUACAUGAGUAUCAUAACACAGAUGAAGGAGUCAGAGCAAGAGCUUCGUGAAGGAGCCCAGACCCUGGAGUGCACCAUGCGUGGCGUUAUACGGGAACAGCACCUGGAGAAAUACAUCUCCCCCCAACACUGGGAAAGCCUGAUGAAUGGACCAGUGCAGGAUAGUGAAUGGGUCAACUUCCAGUGUUGGAAGCGUUCCAUGAUGCUGGAGUGGCUGGGUCUAGGUGUCGGUUCUUUCACCCAAAAUGUUGCUCCAGCAGGACCUGAGAAUACAGCCCAAGCAGGAGGAGAGGAGCAAGAAGAAGGGGAGGAGGAGGAUUCACUGAUCGAGAUCGCAGAAGAAGCCGACCUGAUUCAAGCAGACCGGGUGAUUGAAGAGGAAGAGGUGGUGAGGCCCCAGCGGCGGAAGAAGGAAGAGAAUGGGGCAGACCAGGUGUUGGCCAAAAUGCUUCUGGCCAUAAGGCUAGACCACUAUGGCCCCAGGACAACAGCUGGGCAAGAGCAAGCCUCAGGAGAAUGGGAGACCCAGAGUAAACAGAAAAAGAAAAUGAAGAAGAAAGUGAAGGUUGAGCUUCGCAAACUGAACACCAUGACUGAAGCUGAGGCCAGUGAGAUCUGGGACGUUUGGCAGCUGGACCUGAAUUCUCGGUGGCGGCUUUAUAGGCUAUGGCUACAGAUGUACCAGGCUGACGCCCGCCGGAAGAUCCUCAGCUAUGAACGCCAGUACCGCACAUCAGCAGAGAGAAUGGCUGAACUAAGACUCCAGGAAGACCUGCACAUCCUUAAAGAUGCCCAGGUCAUAGGAAUGACAACCACAGGGGCUGCCAAAUACCGCCAGAUCCUGCAGAAGGUGGAGCCUCGGAUUGUCAUCGUGGAAGAGGCUGCCGAAGUCCUUGAGGCCCAUACUAUUGCCACAUUGAGCAAAGCAUGCCAGCACCUCAUUCUGAUUGGGGACCACCAGCAGCUGCGUCCCAGUGCCAAUGUGUAUGAUCUGGCCAAGAACUUCAACCUUGAGGUGUCCCUUUUUGAACGGCUAGUGAAAGUCAACAUUCCCUUUGUACGUCUGAAUUAUCAGCACCGUAUGCGCCCUGAAAUUGCCCGCCUUUUGACCCCCCACAUUUACCAGGAUCUGAAGAAUCACCCCUCUGUUCUCAAGUAUGAGAAGAUUAAGGGUGUCUUUUCCAACCUUUUCUUUGUAGAACACAACUUUCCUGAACAGGAAAUUCAAGAAGGCAGAAGCCAUCAGAACCAGCACGAGGCUCACUUUGUCGUGGAGUUGUGCAAGUACUUCCUGUGCCAGGAAUAUUUGCCGUCCCAGAUUACAAUCCUCACCACCUAUACCGGACAGCUCUUCUGCCUGCGCAAACUCAUGCCUACCAAGACAUUUGCUGGCAUCAAGGUCCAUGUCGUGGACAAAUAUCAAGGAGAAGAGAAUGACAUCCUCCUCCUCUCUCUAGUGCGAAGCAACCAGGAAGGCAAGGUGGGUUUUCUCCAGAUAUCCAACCGCAUCUGCGUGGCCUUGUCCCGAGCCAAGAAGGGCAUGUACUGCAUUGGAAACAUGCAGAUGCUGGCAAGGGUGCCCUUGUGGAGCAAGAUCAUCCAUACCCUUCGAGAGAACAAUCAGAUAGGCCCCGCACUCCAGCUCUGCUGCCAGAACCACCCUAAUACCCACACCUUAGUAUCCAAAGCUUCUGACUUCCAAAAAGUGCCGGAAGGAGGCUGCAACCUGCCUUGUGAGUUCCGGCUGGCCUGUGGGCAUGUCUGCACCCGUGCCUGCCACCCCUAUGACUCCUCACAUAAGGAGUUCCAGUGCAUGAAGCCAUGCCAGAAAGUCAUCUGCCAGGAUGGGCACCGGUGCCCCCUUGUUUGCUUCCAGGAGUGUCAGCCUUGUCAGGUAAAAGUGCCCAAAAUCAUUCCUCAGUGUGGCCAUGAACAAAUGGUCCCUUGUUCCAUGCCUGAGUCAGAUUUCUGCUGCCAGGAGCCUUGUCCCAGGGUCCUGAGAUGUGGGCACAGAUGCAGCCAUUCAUGUGGGGAGGACUGUGUGAGGUUGUGUUCAGAAUUGGUCACCGUGAAACUCAAGUGUGGGCACAGCCAACCGGUGAAGUGUGGUAAUGUGAAAGACCUCGAGUUUGAUCUGCCAGUCAAGUGCACCACCAAGUGUGGCACCAUCUUGGACUGCGGCCAUCCUUGUCCCGGUUCCUGCCAUACCUGCUAUGAAGGGCGCUUCCAUGAGCGCUGUCAGCAGCCCUGCAAGCGCCUGCUCAUCUGCUCACACAAGUGCCAGGAGCCAUGCAUUGGCGAGUGCCCACCCUGCCAGCGUACCUGUCAAAACCGUUGUGUCCACAGCCAGUGCAAGAAGAAGUGUGGGGAGCUGUGCAGCCCCUGUGUGGAACCCUGUGUCUGGCGCUGCCAGCACUUCCAGUGCACAAAACUCUGCUCUGAACCCUGCAACCGACCCCCAUGCUAUGUGCCUUGUACUAAGCUGCUGGCUUGUGGCCACCCCUGCAUAGGUCUGUGCGGGGAGCCCUGCCCCAAGAAGUGCCGUGUCUGCAACCUGGAUGAAGUCACCCAAAUCUUCUUUGGCUUUGAGGAUGAGCCUGAUGCCCGCUUUGUGCAGCUAGAGGACUGCAGCCACAUCUUCGAGGUACAAGCCUUGGACCGCUACAUGAAUGAGCAGAAGGAUGAUGAAGUCGCCAUCAAGCUGAAGGUCUGCCCUAUCUGCCAGGUGCCCAUCCGCAAAAAUCUGAGGUAUGGAACCAGCAUCAAAGAGCGGCUGGAAGAGAUUGAAAUCAUCAAGGAAAAGAUCCAAGGCUCAGCAGGGGAAAUUGCAACCAGCCAAGAACAACUUAAGGCCCUGCUGGAGAGGAAGAACCUCCUCCAUCAAAUACUUCCUGAAGAUUUCUUGAUGCUAAAGGAAAAGCUGGCCCAGAAAAAUCUGUCAGUGAAGGACCUGGGCCUUGUUGAGAAUUACAUUGGUUUCUAUGACCACUUGGCCAGCCUGUGGGAUUCCCUGAAAAAGGUGCAUAUCUUAGAACAAGAAAGAGUGAGGACUCGACUAGAGCAGGUCCAUCAGUGGCUGGCCAAGAAGCGCUUGAGCUUCACCAGUCAGGAACUGAGUGACCUCCAAAGUGAAAUCAAGAGGCUCACGUAUCUACUGAACCUCCUGAGCCGCUGCAAGAUGGCAGAGAAGAUAAAAGGUAGCAUAGCAGAAGAGGUCUACAGUGUCCGGAAUGUCCUCGAGAAAACAUGUAAGUUCACCCAGGAGGAUGAACAGCUUGUGCAGAGAAAGAUGGAACUUCUGAAAGCCACCCUUCCCUGCUCUGGCCUGGGCAUCUCAGAGGAAGAGCGAGUGCAGAUUGUCAAUGCCAUGGGUUUUCCUCGUGGCCACUGGUUCAAGUGCUCCAAUGGCCAUAUCUAUGCGAUUAGUGAUUGUGGGGGAGCCAUGCAGAGGGGCACCUGUCCUGACUGUAAGGAGGUGAUUGGUGGCACACAUCAUACUCUGGAAAGUAGCAACCAGCUUGCUUCUGAGAUGGAUGGAGCCCAGCACCCUGCCUGGUCUGACACAGCCAACAACCUGAUGAACUUUGAGGAGAUCCAGAGGAUGAUGUAGGAAGAUGGCACCUGCGUUUACCCCAGCCACCAUAUAGCUGGGUUGGCUCUCUUAUGAAGGAACUGAAGUUUUUUUAUUAUUGUCCUUUAGUCUUAGCACUAAAGGAUCCACUUUUAGGGCUUGCCCACAUCAUUUCUAGAUUUAUCCCUGCGCCAGAGUUAGCACUUUAUCUCCAGAACUGAGAGCAAAAUUAACAGAUCUCACCUCUUUCUCUCCCCUACAAAUUAGUGGACCGAUUCCCUGGAGCAUGUUAGAGGCUUCCAACUAGGACUACCUAGUGGUACCUCUCUGUCAUGACUCACUCAGAUGUUUCUUCUACAAUGUUUCCAGGGCACAGAGUAUAAGCUCAGUGCAACUGACUGAUUCUAAUUGCUAGGCCCUAACUUGCAGACUAACUCUCAUUCUAAAGAACAGAGGCCCAGAGGGAAUUGUUUAUGAACCACUUAUCCCUUCAAGGAGCACAAGAAACCCUCCUGCCCUCUUCCUUGGGCACCCUCCCUCCAGGAGAUGGAGGCAUGUGAUAAGACAAAGACAUUACAACUCACCUUCACCCAGUUACCUAUUCACUGAGAGGGAAAGUGGAACUACACACAUCUGCAGACUUAUGCAGCAGGCCCAGGCUGAGUGAUCCCAUACCAUUUCCUGUGACUUGUAUUUUUGGGAUGGUGGAGAUUUCUUGACCUGCUAUAGGAGAGUUUUGGUAGCAGUGCUGGUUCCCCCAAGGCCCUGUAUGGAGCUAAACUCCCAUUCAUUACCAGCAGCACCUAUCCCAUGUGUGAUCCUUCAUCCCAACAUCCUCUCUUACAGCUUUUGCCUGGGGCAGGGUUAGCAUGCCAGCAGCUUCUACAGGCCCCAUUGCAAGGCCAGAAGCCAGCACCCAGGCCUGCUGCCUGCAUAUGCAUUCCCUUGAUCCAGUGUUCCUUAGAACUGACAUUUAGCCAUCUCAGGUCCUUUCUAAUGUGGGCAAGAAAAAUGCCCCUUUCCUAUGUAUGCAUUUCUUUUUUUGUCUUUACUAUGCACUUUAGCUUAUAAAGCCAAUUAAUAAAGACAACGAUUGAGAACA
Molecule: messenger RNA, 7011 nt
Organism: Galeopterus variegatus (Sunda flying lemur)
Lineage: Eukaryota; Metazoa; Chordata; Mammalia; Dermoptera; Cynocephalidae
Gene: ZNFX1
Product: zinc finger, NFX1-type containing 1
Exons: 13
Coding region: 201-5948 (1915 amino acids)
Biological process (GO): regulatory ncRNA-mediated heterochromatin formation
Cellular component (GO): nuclear RNA-directed RNA polymerase complex; nucleus
Molecular function (GO): helicase activity; zinc ion binding
Source: RefSeq, a predicted model, not a curated record